Molecule: messenger RNA, 7447 nt
Organism: Gadus chalcogrammus (walleye pollock)
Lineage: Eukaryota; Metazoa; Chordata; Actinopteri; Gadiformes; Gadidae
Product: NACHT, LRR and PYD domains-containing protein 12-like
Exons: 20
Coding region: 470-5422 (1650 amino acids)
Molecular function (GO): protein binding
Source: RefSeq, a predicted model, not a curated record
UUUGAUACUUUGAGAGUCCCAGGAUUUCUUCACAGACGAUACCAAGUACAGCAGUACUUUGUACCCUGGAAGUCAUACUUUAGUUGUACUAUUCAGCCAUCAUUGUGGGUAUCAGCACUGGGACCUGUUGGUUUAUAGCUUGAUAUGGACUUCAUUAAGCUGUUGCUCGGUCUUAUCUUAUCACUUCAUCAGUCAUGGUGCUGUGCCCUGACAGAGGCCAGUGGAACAUAAAGCUUGUAGACAUAGUUAUUUGCUGUUCAAAGUCUCAUUCCUCAUUUGAUCGGUCUUCACUGAGGAGCUUAGCAGCUCAAUCGUUACUCUCUGAACCUUUAGAACCCGUUUAAUGUUCUGUCUCGCUUCUUAACACUUCGCCGUGAUUUUGACUUGCCUUUAAUUUCUGCUUCUAUAUUUCCAUUCUACACGGACAGCACAAGUUUUAUCAGGGAGAAGAUAAGGUCUCCAGUCUACUAUGGAUGAGGAGAGAGAGGAGGGGGCUCCUACCUCUAAAACCACUCUGUCUGGGAAACAUGGCCACCAGAGCAAAGCUAAGAGCCCAGAGCAGCGGGAGGGAGCAGACUCCCCUGGACCCAGCUGUGUCUCCUUGAAGAGCGACCGCUCUAUGGAUCGUCCUCCUGACCUUAAAGAUGGACGCCCCUCUAGAGAGGAAGGAUUCCAGAAGGAGAGAGCGGACUCCCCUGGACCCAGCUGUGUCUCCAUGAAGAGCAACUGGUCUAUGGAUCGUCCUCCUGACUUUAAAGAUGGACGCCCCUACAGAGAGGAAGGAUUCCAGAAGGAGAGAGCAGACUCCCCUGGACCCAGCUGUGUCUCCUUGAAGAGCAACUGGUCUAUGGAUCGUCCUCCUGACCUUAAAGAUGGACGCCCCUCCAGAGAGGAGAGGCGUCCCCAGGAGAGGUCAAAGGUUACCAGUGCUCAGUCUGUACAGCAGAAUCAAACAGAGCUGAUCAAGAGGGCUGAGGAGAACGCACACGCUUUUCUAGACAACGAGCUGAAGAAGCUCUGGAGGGAUCUCUUCUCAGAUUACCCACAAUGCUCAGAGAGUCAGAGGGAGGAGGAGGAGGAGGAUGGUAAGAACGAGGAGCAGAGGAGGCGCGCCAUAGAGGGAGUGGUAGACAUCACAAAGCUCUGCCUGAUGGAGAUGAACCAGGAGGAACUGGCCGACAAGCUCGGGAGUGGAGCUGUUGCGGUCCAGUGGCAACAUGAACUCAAGGCUCAUCUGAAGAAGAAGUUCCACUGUGUGUUCGAGGGAAUCGCUAGAGCAGGAGAGCAGAGACCUCUGAAUGAGAUCUACACAGAGCUCUUCGUCACAGAGAGAGGCAGUGGAGAGGUCAACAAGGAACAUGAGGUCAGACUGAUUGAAAAGGAUUCCAGGAAGCAAGCCAAUGAGGAAACACCAAUCAGAUGUGAAGACAUCUUUAAACCUUUACCUGGACAAGAUAAACCAAUCAGAACAAUAAUGACAACCGGAGUGGCCGGCAUUGGUAAAACUCUCUUAACACAGAAGUUCACUCUGGACUGGGCCGAAGGCAAAGCCAACCACGACAUAGACUUCACAUUUCUCCUCACUUUCAGAGAGCUGAAUUUAUUGAAAGGGAAAGAGUUUAGCUUACUCGAACUCCUUCAUAAUUUUUCUGUUGAAACCAAAGAAUCAGGAAUCUACAGAUACGACCAUGACCAAGUAGUCCUCAUCUUGGAUGGUCUGGAUGAGUGUCGACUUCCUCUGGACUUCCAGAACAACCCGAUCUGGACUGAUGUCAAUGAGACGACCUCAGUGGACGUGCUGCUGACAAACAUCAUCAGGGGAGUCCUGCUUCCCUCUGCCCGCAUCUGGAUAACCACACGCCCUGCCGCAGCCAAUCAGAUCCCUGCUGAGUGUGUUGACAUGGUGACAGAGGUGAGAGGGUUCAACGACCCACAGAAGGAGGAGUACUUCAGGAAGAGAUUCAGAGAGGGGACACUGGCCAGCACAAUCAUCUCUCACGUCAAGAAAUCUCGAAGCCUCCACAUCAUGUGUCACAUCCCAGUGUUCUGUUGGAUCACUGCUACAGUUCUAGAGGACUUCUUCAAAACAUCCCAGAGAGGAGAAGAGGUGCCCAAGACCGUGACUCAGAUGUACAGCCACUUCCUGAAGGUUCUGUCCAUACAGGGGGACAGGAAGUAUCAUGGGCGAGCUGAAACCGAUCCACAAUGGAGUUCGGAGAGCAGGGAGAUCAUUAUUUCUCUGGGGAAACUGGCUUUUAACCAGCUGGAGAAAGGCCAGCUGAUCUUCUAUGAGGCAGACUUGGCAGAGUGUGACAUCGAUAUCAGAACAGCCUCAGUGUACUCAGGAGUGUUCACCCAGAUCUUUAAAGAGGAGUGUGGCCUGCACCAGGACAGGAUGUUCUGCUUUGUCCAUCUGAGCAUCCAGGAGUUUCUGGCUGCCCUUUAUGUCUUUCUGUCCUACAUCAACACUGGUGUCAACCUGCUCUCAGAAGAACAGCCAACCUCCAGGGAAGCUGAACUCCUCCUCCUCUACCAGAGUGCUGUGGACAAGGCCUUACAGAGUGAGAACGGACACCUGGACUUGUUCCUCCGCUUCCUCCUGGGCCUCUCUCUAGAGACCAAUCAGAUGCUCCUACAAGGUCUGCUGGGACCAAGAGGAAGUAAAUUGCUGGGCAAUCUAACUAAAAAAGAUCCACCGGGACAGACAGGAAGGAGGUCACAAAUCAAUACCCAAAUAGUCCAUUACAUCAAGGAGACGAUAGGUGGAGAUCUCUCUCAAGAGAGAAGCAUCAAUCUGUUCCACUGUCUGAAUGAGCUGAAUGACAGUUCUCUAGUGGAGGAGAUCCAACAGUACCUGACAUCAGGAAGACUCUCCACUGAAUCUCUCUCCUCUGCUCAGUGGUCAGCUCUGGUCUUCAUCGUACUGACAUCAGAAGAGCAGCUGGACGUGUUAUACCUGAAGAAAUACUCUGCUUCUGACGAGGGUCUUCUUGGGCUGCUGCCACUGAUCAAAGCCUCCAAAACAUCUCUGCUGAACAGCUGUAAUCUGUCAGAGAGAUGCUGUAAAGCUCUGGCCUCAGUUCUCAGCUCCAACUCCUCUAGUCUGAGAGAGCUGGACCUGAGUACCAAUGAACUGUCGAAUUCAGGAGUGAAGCUGCUCUCUGCUGGACUGGGGAGUCCACACUGUACACUGGAAACUCUCAGGCUGAAUUGCUGUGGUCUGUCCAAGGGAUGCUGUGAAGCUCUGGCCUCAGCUCUCAGCUCCAACUCCUCUAGUCUGAGAGAGCUGGACCUGAGUUCCAAUGAUCUGCAGGAUUCAGGAGUGAAGCUGCUCUCUGCUGGACUGAGGAGUCCACACUGUACACUGGAAACUCUCAGGCUGAUUGGCUGUCAUCUGUCAGAGAGAUGCUGUGAAGCUCUGGCCUCAGUUCUCAGCUCCAACUCUUCUCGUCUGAGAGUGCUGGACCUGAGUACCAAUGAUCUGCAGGAUUCAGGAGUGAAGCUGCUCUCUGCUGGACUGGGGAGUCCACACUGUACACUGGAAACUCUCAGGCUGAAUGUCUGUCAUCUGUCAGAGAGAUGCUGUGAAGCUCUGGCCUCAGUUCUCAGCUCCAACUCCUCUAGUCUGAGAGAGCUGGACCUGAGUACCAAUGAUCUGCAGGAUUCAGGAGUGAAGCUGCUCUCUGCUGGACUGGGGAGUCCACACUGUACACUGGAAACUCUCAGGCUGAAUGGCUGUGAUCUGUCAGAGAGAUGCUGUGAAGCUCUGGCCUCAGUUCUAAACUCCAACUCUUCUCGUCUGAGAGUGCUGGACCUGAGUAACAAUGAUCUGCAGGAUUCAGGAGUGAAGGUGCUCUCUGCUGGACUGGGGAGUCCACACUGUACACUGGAAACUCUCAGGCUGAAUGUCUGUCAUCUGUCAGAGAGAUGCUGUGAAGCUCUGGCCUCUGUUCUCAGCUCCAACUCCUCUAGUCUGAAAGAGCUGGACCUGAGUACCAACGAUCUGCAGGAUUCAGGAGUGAAGCUGCUCUCUGCUGGACUGGGGAGUCCACACUGUACACUGGAAACUCUCAGGCUGAAUUCCUGUGAUCUGUCAGAGGGAUGCUGUGAAGCUCUGGCCUCAGCUCUCAGCUCCAACUCCUCUAGUCUGAGAGAGCUGGACCUGAGUUCCAAUCGUCUGAAGGAUUCAGGAGUGAAGCUGCUCUCUGCUGGACUGGGGAGUCCACACUGUACACUGGAAACUCUCAGGCUGAAUAGCUGUCAUCUGUCAGAGCGAUGCUGUGAAGCUCUGGCCUCAGUUCUCAGCUCCAACUCUUCUCGUCUGAGAGAGCUGGACCUGAGUACCAAUGAUCUGCAGGAUUCAGGAGUGAAGUUGCUCUCUGCUGGACUGGGGAGUCCACACUGUACACUGGAAACUCUCAGGCUGAAUGUCUGUCAUCUGUCAGAGAGAUGCUGUGAAGCUCUGGCCUCAGUUCUCAGCUCCAACUCCUCUAGUCUGAGAGAGCUGGACCUGAGUACCAAUGAUCUGCAGGAUUCAGGAGUGAAGCUGCUCUCUGCUGGACUGGGGAGUCCACACUGUACACUGGAAACUCUCAGGUUGUCUGGCUGCCAGGUCACACAGGAAGGCUGUGCUUCUCUGGCCUCCGCUCUGAGCUCCAACCCCUCCCAUAUGAGAGAGCUGGACCUGAACUACAAUCACCCAGGAGACUCAGGUGCUGCGCUGCUCUCUGCUGGACUGGACACUCUCAGUGUGGAGCACAGUGGAGUGUGGAGACUGAAACCAGCUCUAAAGAAGUAUGCCUGUGAACUCACACUGGACCCAAACACAGCCCACAGACGACUCUCUCUGUCUGAGGACAGCAGGAAGGUGACGCGGGUUGAAGAGGACCAGUCGUAUCCGGAUCACCCAGAGAGGUUUGACACCUGGCACCAGGUGUUGUGUAGAGAGGGUCUGCCUGGCCGCUGCUACUGGGAGGUAGAGUGGGGAAGACGGGUUCAUAUAGGAGUGGCAUACAGAGGAAUGACAAGGAGUGGAGGGGCUAAUGACAGCGUGCUUGGAUUGAACAACAAGUCCUGGAGUCUUGUUUGUGAUGACGACGAUGAUGCUGCUGUCUACAGUGCCCGUCACAACGGUAGUUCAACAGAUAUACGUCCCCCCCCCCCUCACUCUAACAGAGUAGGAGUGUAUCUGGACCGGCCCGCUGGCUCUCUGUCCUUCUACAGAGUGUCCCCAGGAGGAGGAGGGUCCUCAGACACACUGACACACAUCCACACCUUCCAGGCCUCCUUCACCCAGGAGGUCCUCCUCCCUGGGUUUAUGUUACGUAAGAGUGGUUCCUCAGUGUCUCUGAGUGUCCAUUGUAGAUACACAAACACACACACACAGACCCAUGGAAGAGCACACACAUGUAGACAGUCAUAAACACACCCAAACCAACAAACAUAUGUACAUAGAAAUUAACACACACACACGUACACACAAACAAACACAUCGUUCAUGACUCUAUAAACACACACACAUACACACAAACAAACAUAUCGCACUCUAUAAACACACACACAAACGUAUACAGACUUAAUCUCACACACACACACACACACACACACACACACACACACACACACACACACACACACACACACACACGCACACGCACACGCACGUACACGUACACAGACUUAUUUACACAGACAUGCACUCACACACACACACAUUCAUGGAUCUAAACCCACAGCAGGUCUGUGUUCCGGGGGUAAGCAGCAGGUAACAUCAGUGUCUCUCGUGGUUCAUCUCUCAGCCCUUUCUGUGUUCAGCUGGGCUGCUGAGCGUCAGAUUAGAGGGGGCCGCUUGGGUCUGGGGGGUCCUCACAGUCCUGACGUUGGAGAGGACCACCCACCUGUACCUGUAGUGCAUCGGGUUGUUGAGCAGCAGCCGUUCAGUGGAAGUACAACACUUUGUGUUUGAUUUAAAUACUCCACUGAACUCCAAAUGCUGCAUUUUAUUGGGCUUCUGAAAGGUUCAGCAUAAACCAUGAAAGGAAGAUCUUCCUUUGGGUUAAGCAGGUUGUACAAAGAUUUACUUUCUGAUGUGAAAUGUGUUUAAAUUGUUGAUUGAUGGUACGCUAUUUUACUUCAAUAUUUUAUGUAUUUUCAACAUUGUUUUAAAGGAAUACAAAAUCAGUUUAUAUUUUGCCAUGCCUGAUUGAUUGAUUGAUUUCAUUUAUUUCAGACGUAUCAAAAUACAAAUCAAGCAUCGCAAAUAACACCAAACAAAAUAAAAAGCAUGACACUACAAUAAACAAAAGCGAUGUGCCUAAUAUAUACUUCCUGUAUUCCUCAUAAUCUCUCUUUAUACUAUAUUUGAUAUAUUAUUUCAUGUAUAUUAAUAUUAUUAUUAGUAUUUAUUUUUUUAUAUUUUCCUUACUUCUGUCCCUCAUUCCUGUACCUUUUGAAAAUCAUUGCUUUGAACCUUUUUUUAAACUGGAUCAUGUUUGGACAUUGCUUUAGCUGCUUGCUCAUCCCAUUCCACAGUUUCACACCCCCAAUUGAGAUGCAAUGUCAUUUUAAAGUCAUGCGUACAGCCAGUGUCUUAAAGUUUAACUGUUCCUUAAAGUUGAACUGUUCCCUCAAAUUGUAACCCCCCUCUCUGUCAAAAAAAAGUUUUUGAAUGUUACCUGGUAGCAGUUUAUUUCUAGCUUUGAACAUGAUUUGUGCAACUUCAUAUUCAACCAGGUCAUUGAACUUUAUGAUACGGGAAUGUAAAAACAGGAGGUUGGUGUGAUCAUAAUAUCCAGCUUUAUUGAUUGUUCUUAUGGCUCGUUUUUGAAGUGUGACUGACAUGGAACGUGAUUUAAAGCAUAUUUAACAACAUAAUCAUGAAUGAUGAUAAGGAUUCCAUGGGAAAGGGUAACGAUGUUGUAUAUUACUUUAAACGGAAGAUAGUUUCUUUGUGUUCUGUUGGGAACAACAAGUCAACAUGUUCAAUGAUUAAAGAUACCUGUUUAGGAUUUGCAAUUGUUCAUAAAGCAUAAUGUUAAUAAACAACUCAUUCGAUCAACUGAAUGUUCUUGUGUGUUCAGAGGAUUCUUCCCGUUAGUUCAGUUGAAAUCCUCCAAGUCUUCUGGAGACGUUACCUCCAACACAGCAGUGGGGUCUCCAUUCACCCCUAAAUCAGUGUGGAGGGAGGAUAUUACCACACACACAACAGUGGAGUCUCCAUUCACCCUUUCAUCAGUGUCUAUAGGGAGUAUAUUACCACACACACAACAGUGGAGUCUGACUUUUUUAACCACACACUCGUAUACAAAAACAAAAAGUAAGUAAAAAGGUGGCGAGCCUAUCUGGCGAGCUAACCAGCUAGGCAGAGCCUAGCCUAUCUGGCGAUCUCUGCUGUCUCUGAUUGGGGUCAUCCCUAUGUUCCCCGGGUCCUAUGUUCCCCGCUCGGGGA